Chelonus insularis is the source of this 2559-nucleotide messenger RNA. RefSeq lists its product as uncharacterized. Gene Ontology annotation, molecular function: chromatin binding. Gene Ontology annotation, cellular component: nucleus; condensin complex. Gene Ontology annotation, biological process: mitotic sister chromatid separation; meiotic chromosome condensation. The transcript is spliced from 5 exons. The record is from RefSeq and is a predicted model, not a curated record. Bases 254 to 2293 code for a protein of 679 amino acids. NCBI's taxonomy places the organism in Eukaryota, Metazoa, Arthropoda, Insecta, Hymenoptera, Braconidae.
UGGCGGAUCACGUAAAUCUCAAGUUAUUCCUUACUUUACUUGCGCGCGUGAAACGUACGAAUUGAACUAGAAUUAUUUUGUUUGCCUUCCGGUUAUUAUAGAAGUGAGAGAGAACACACAUCAAACUAUAAUAUAGCAACGUACUAUCAAAAGUAAUAAAACUAACGAGUAACUUAUCAAAAAUGGCUUAUGUUCAUGGUGAAUAGAUGUUGGAGACGCUAUUUUUCAGUUACGAAACCGAAAAAAUAUCAAUAUGACAACUUUACAAGAUCUAUGCUCUCAAUUAAUGAAACCAGCUAAAGAUUUAGCGGAAUGGAACUUCCCUUUAGCUAAGAUUUUAGAAGAUUAUUAUGCGUUAAUGCAAGAACCAUGUAAUCUAAACUUUAGUGAAGCUGCACUAGUUCUACAAAAUUCUGCGAAUGUUUAUGUCAGACGUGUGGAAUAUCUGUACCAAGACACGACAGCUUUAAGUAAAUCAAUGCAGGAAAAUGAAGAUGAGGUUGAAGAAGAGCAAAAAAAAGAUAAAAGUCAUCGUAGGCCUAGAAAAGCAAUAAUUGAUUUUAAAAAUUUUGAUUUAGUAGAUUUCAGUGUAGGAAUUCUAAAAAAAAAUCAUGAACGAGAAAAAUCAACAAAAGAAGAACGAAAAAUAAAAUUGAUUAGCCCUCGAUUUCCUCAACUAGAAAAUGUCUCGAGACAUAAAUUCUCUCAAGAUAUUAUCGAUAUUGCCGGAGAAGUUAUCGGAAAGAAGUACGAUUUUAGAUGUAAUCAACAAUUAACGGUAUCAAAGAUGUUAAUUGAAGAAGUGACUCCUUCAGAUUUCAAUAACGAGAAAUCUGAUCAUCUAAAUAUCUCUAAUAUAAAUAUAGAACAAGUUGAUUGUGAUGAUGAUUUAGAUUUGUGUUCUGACGAUGAAAUAUCAAGAGAUGAAACAAUAUUCAAUCAAACUCAGGAAUCAGGAUAUGAAUCGAUGGUAUCCACCUCUCAACUUAACACUUCCGAUACGCAAACGAUAUGUGAUUUUUCCCAAUCAAUAAACAACUCUUUGAAAGAUGUUGAUGAUCCAAUAAUGUCACCUAUUGCAGAUUCCUCUAUCGAAUCAGAUGAAAGUCCCAAUGAUUCUGGGUUAGAGCAGAGCAAAACUCCAGACGAAGAAAAUAAUGAAUUGUGUGAACAAAAUUCAGCAAAUAAUUCCCCAGUUUAUUCUGAAAGACAUUCCGAAAAUAAUCCCAAUAAAAGUUCUACAAAUGACUUUGAUAAGACUGACAUCGAAAAUUCAUUAAAUAAUACAUCACAGGCGACAGGUAAACCAAUGAGUACUCGGGAUUCUACUGAAACGGAUGCAGGAUAUACAUCAGGAGAUCCUGACGAUUUACAAAUGGGUUUAACGCCAAAAAAAUCAAACAAAACGAUAGAAGAGCCAAACAACUUGUGGGAACCAAUUUCAGUUGAAUCGGUAGUUCCAGACAAAAUACCAAGGCGACGAAGAGAGUUUAAACUUCCUUGUCACAUUGCACUAUUGACGUCCGUACCAAAAUUAAGAAAAAGAACUCUAACUGAUUCUGCAAAAAAACGUUAUUCCAAAAAAUCUUCAGGAAAGAGAGCGAAAAAUAUAACAGAAACUGAAGAAAUCAACAAAAUGUUUGAGGAAUAUUUAAAAAUGCAACCAAAGCUAAGUAGUCAAAGUUAUGAGGCUGUUUUAAAUGAAAAUAUGGAUUGCUUAGGUUAUCAGUUGAAAUUAGAAUCGUUAAAAAAGUCUAAAAAAAAUAUAUCUGAACAUCAAUCUAUACAUCCUUCAGUAACAGAAGUAGUGUCUUCACCAUCUCCAUUGUCGCAUUCACCUUGUGCAUCUUCGGAUCAUAUACAAGAUGAUGAUGAUUAUUCUGAAGUUUCCGAUAAUCUAGGAUUCCAAACAGUAGGACAAAAUCAUCAAGAAAGAAUUGAACGAAAAAUGAAAGAGCUUAAGAAAAAAUUUGAUGUUACCCAUGACAGAGAAGAAGAAUCAGCUAAGUGGUUUGAAACCGUUGAAGCUUUAAAAGCCGUUGAAAAUAGGCCAUCUUUUCAUGUUGACGAGUAUGAAAAGAGAAUCAUUGAAAGCUUGAAAGCAAAGAAUGAGCAUCAGGUAGAAUUUCAUGAAAUUGCGGAGCAAGAGGAGCCUGGAAAUAUCGCCAGACUUUUUGUUGCUUCAUUGCAUUUGGCAAACACUUACAAUGUUGAAAUAAAUGUUGUAAAUAAAGAAGAUAAUAGUGAACUAAAUUUAAAACUGCUAGAUGCAGAGUUUAAUCCUACAACGUAAGAUUAGGCUUUUUGGGUGUUUGAGUUUGUUUUUUUUUUUAAAAUAUAAAUUCAUUAUAUGUUUACGUUAUUUGUUCUUUGUCGGAUUUUAUCAUUAUAUAUAAUUUAUUGAAAAUUCAUCAUUCAUUACACAUGAUCUAUUAUUAUUUUUAUAAUUUAUUUAAAUUCUACAGAAAAAUUACAAAAUCAACAAAUAUUUAUAAAAAAUUUUUUCAACCACUCAUAUAAAUUCAUUUAUAUCAUUUAUAGUGGUCAAAAGUUUUUGAA